This is a messenger RNA of Ambispora gerdemannii, 1644 nucleotides long. The record is from the annotation of a GenBank genome assembly. NCBI's taxonomy places the organism in Eukaryota, Fungi, Glomeromycota, Glomeromycetes, Archaeosporales, Ambisporaceae.
AUGUCUAAUAUAACACCACCAUCAAUAGAAGACGAUAUAAAGUCAGGUAAUAUAAGUAAUGAUAGUAGUUGUGAAGACGCAACAAAAUCCCAUGCACCUGAUCUCGGUGAAAAAGUAAAUGAUCAAACAAUCCAGCUACCAUUUAAUCGACUAAUUCUCGUGUUUAUGGGACUAUCAUUAGCCAUAUUCUUAUCGGCACUUGAUCAAAUGAUUGUUACUACUGCAUUGCCAAAAAUUGCAUCAGACUUUCAUGCGUUAUCUGAGAUUUCGUGGGUGGGAACAGCAUAUCUCUUGACAUCAACAGCAUUCCAACCACUCUAUGGAAAAUUUUCGGAUAUUUUCGGUCGUAAAUCCACUUUUCUCUUUGCGAUUUUUACAUUUGUUGUCGGAUCAGCAUUAUGUGGUGCUUCGCUAAAUAUGCCAAUGUUAAUUGUCAGUCGAGCGAUUGCCGGUAUAGGCGGAGGUGGAAUUAUGUCAUCAGUAUUGAUUAUUGUUUCUGAUAUUCUCCCGUUAAGAGAACGUGGGAAAUAUCAGGGAAUUAUCGGCGGGACUGUUGCCAUUUCGUCAGUUAUUGGACCUUUAAUCGGAGGUGUAUUCACUGAUCAUCUUUCUUGGAGGUGGGCAUUCUAUAUUAAUUUACCAACCGCUACAUUAACAAUCAUAAUUGUUAUUACGUUGUUACACUUGCCACAUGUUUAUGGAUCAUUUAAAGAGAAAUUAAAGCGUAUAGAUUAUAUCGGAACGACAUUACUUGUCGCAUCAAUUGUCGCUAUUUUAUUACCACUCAAUUGGGGUGGAAACACUUAUCCAUGGGAUUCAGCAACCGUAAUUUCAUUAUUUUGUGUUGGUGCAGUUCUCACUUGUGCAUUUAUUUUCGUCGAAUUCCGAAUCGCUGUUGAGCCAGUUAUUCCACAACGAUUAUUCAAGAUCAGAAAUCCAGUCCUAGUUUAUAUUACAAGUUUCUUUAUCGGAAUGGCAUUUUACGGCUUUAUUUAUUAUUUGCCACUAUAUUUUCAAGCUGUUCGAGGAUACUCGGCAACCAAGGCUGGUCUACAAUUAAUCCCAUUAAUACUUGGUCUCGUGAUUUUCUCGAUUGUAUCCGGAUUUGCAACAACAGCAACAGGUCUUUACCGUCCUUGGAUUGUAUUUGGAUACGGACUAACAACAAUCGCCGCCGGAUUAUUAAGUACACUAAAUGCGAGUUCGAAUCGUGGAGAAGAAAUCGGGUAUAGUUUAAUGGCUGGCGCUGGACUCGGAUGCUCACUGCAAACUAUAUUACUAUCAGCACAAGCUUCCGUAGAAUAUAAAGAUAUCGCCGUAGUAACUUCACUCUCAAGUUUUUUCCGAACGAUUGGCGGUGUUUUCGGUGUCGCUAUUUGCGGCUCAAUUUUCAAUAACAAACUCUCGUCAUAUCUGCUUGAUAUUUUGCCUACAAACAUUCCGCUCGAAAAAGUGAAAAAUUCCGUGGAAUAUAUUCAAACUUUAUCUCCUGAUGUCCAAGAACCUAUUAUUGAUGCUUAUGUGCAUGCGUUACAUUACGUUUUUCUUUUUGCGAUACCGAUGGCUGGUGUUGCUACUAUUCAUAGUUUCUUUAUUAAGCAUAUUCCGUUACGAAAAACAUUGGGUCCUGCUAUAACUGAAUAA